AAACGCUGAGUAUUAUGGGUCAGGGUUCACCUGCAAUUCUUUCAGUGAACGGCUUUUCGAAUGUAUCACCUAAAUAGAAACGGUGCUGUUGGAAGAGGAAAGCUCGUGAAAUAGCGGACAAUCAGAAAUAGCAGAAUAAUUUGCGGACUGUUCAGGCAGAGAAGCGAAAGUUUGAGGAUAUGAGUUGUGGAGGCAGAAUGCUAUUGGUGUUGAUAUUAUCAAAUAAUUUGAGUUUUGUGGUAACAAACUUAUGGAGUGGGAUAAGAAUGUAUUUGGGAAUGCGAGGAAAUCUAUUGAACAGGUGUCUGACAAGAUAGCAUUUUUGCAACAAUCUCAGACUGUAGAUCUUAUUGCUAAGCCUCAGGAUUUGAAUGGCCACCCAACACAUUUGCUAAUGGAUGAAGAAACAAUGUGGAUGCGGCGUUCCCGGGUAAAUUGGAUAAAGGAUGGUGAUAAAAAUUCAGGCUUCUCUCACCAAAAGGCGACUCAACGCAAGCGUCAGAACCGAAUUGAUAGCUUAAGGGAUCUUACAGGAAAUUUGGUGAGGGAGCAGGAUCAAAUUGAGGAGGUGUUUACCAAUUACUUUUAGGAUUUAUUUACUGCCAGGGACCAUCUGGACUUGCAGCUAGUGAUUGAUAAAGUAGACAAGCGAGCGUCGGAUCAGAUGAAUCAAUAACUCAUCAAGACUUGCAUGGUAGAGGAGAUCCUCAUAGCUUUAAAGCAGAUGCAUCCCACCAAGGCACCUGGCCCUGACGCUUUCAAGCCAAUUCAAGGAUUAAGGCAAGGGGAUCUUAUUUCUCCGUAUUUGUUUUUGAUUUGUGUAGAGGGUCUAUCGUCUCUUCUGAAACAUGCCAAGCAAAUGGGCAGACUGCAUGGUGUAAAAUUGCCAGCUCCUCCAGUCUCACACCUUUUCGUUGCAGAUGACAGUCUAUUGUUUGGCAGAGCUACUCCUGAUGAGGCGGAUGCAAUUAGGAGCUUGCUAACUACAUAUGAAAGGGCUUCUGGCCAACAAAUAAACGUUGAAAAAUCUGAGUUGACUACUAGCAAAUGUGUCUACAGCCAUCUUCGCAGUGAACUUCGAGGAAGAAUUGGUGAUCGACAGGUGGAUCAAUCGUCAAAAUACUUGGGUUUACCUUCUGUGCUCUGGAAAUCAAAGAGAAUUGUUUUUCGUCAUAUUAAAGAUCGAGUAUGGAAUAAAGUGAAGAGCUAGGCCAAUAAUUCUUUAUAUGUUGCAGGUAGGGAAAUUAUGCUCCAAUCUGUCCUGCAGGCGGUCCCUACAUAUGUCAUGAGUUGCUUCUUGCUUCUAGAUCAUUAUGUCAAGAAUUAGAACAGUUGGUUGCCUUUUUCUGAUGGGGUCAACAAAAUAAGCAUCGAAAAAUUCACUGGCUUAACUGGGUUAAACUAUCAAAGGCCAAAAGCAAUGGUGGUUUGGGUUUUCUCGCAUUAUUGUUUAAGCAGGUGAGGUGUCUACUUUGCUGUCCAAACUCCUUUGCAUCUCGUGUUCUUAAGGCUAGAUAUUUUUCUACUGGUUCUAUUUUAUCUGCUCAAUUAGGACACCGCUCAAAUUACUUGUGGCGUAGUAUCUUGAUUGUGCAUGAUGCUCUGCCUUUAGGUUUAUAUUGGUGUGUGGGUGAUGGUUGCUUAAUUAAUAUUUGGGGCGACACAUGGCUUCCAGACCAGUCAGGAGGGAAAGUAUGGUCGCCGGUGCAAACUAUCCGGGCAACAGAUACUGUUUCCAAUUUAAUCACAGAUGGUUGUGGAACGAGCAGUUAAUCAGAGCCAUGUUCUUAACCUUUGAGGCGGAUCAAAUUUUGCAAAUUCCUUUGAGUAUCUAUAGGCCAGCUGAUCGAGUAUACUGGAAAGGAACAAAAAAAGGAUUAUUCACUAUUCGUAGUGCCUAUUACUGGUUGCAUGAACAGUGCAAAUCUGAUAUUCAGGGUCCAUCAUCAUCAUCUAUGUCUGCUUGGCCCUGGAAGAAAUUAUGGGCUCUUAAAAUUCCGCCUAGGAUUCGGGCUUUUUUCUGGCGGCUGCUAUAAGAUAUUUUGCCCACGAAAGUUAACCACCACUAUCGUGGUAUGGAUGUUGAUGUGUUUUGUUUUGUGUGUGGCAUUGAUCCUGAAUCUGCUGAUCAUCUAUUUGCAAGCUAUCCACCAGUGUCACGCCUUUGGUAUGUUAGCCCUCUGCGCAUUCAUUUGGCUAACUUAGGCCUCAGUUCAGGUACUCAACUUUUUCACCCUGUGCUUGCCAAUUUCGACUCAGAUGCUAUGGAACUUUUUGUUAUUUUGGCUUGGGGUAUAUGGAAAGCUCGCCAUCAGCUCAUUUUCUUGAACCUGCACUUUAAUGCCUUACGAAUCAUUACCUCAUGUAUCAGUUUGAGAAAUGAAUAUCUUGAUGUAGCAUGUACUUCUCAUUCAGAUCAUCAGGAGGUUAAUACCACUACAAACUGGUCUUUCCCUUCUCCCCAGUGCUACAAUCUGAAUACUGAUGCCAGUGUAUCUUCGUUGGGAGUGGUUGGUCUACGUGCAGUAAUUCGAAAUGACAAGGGAGAGGUCAUGGUGGCAAGUGUGAAAUCUAUUUUUGCUAAUUGGGAUCCAACACUGGCAGAAAUUCACGCUAUUAAGUUUGGGCUUGAUCUGGCUAUACAAACUGGUUUCAGUAAUUUACAAGUAGAAAGUGAUGCUCUUGGCACUGUCGAUGCUCUUCGUGGUAGUCAGCUGAUCUCCCCACUUCAUUCUCUUCAUGUUGGGGACGUGCUCUAUGUUGCCUAUAGUUUUGUAAAUUUGAUUCGCAUAAAUAUGUGAUUUUUCGUUUAAUAUGAAAUAAAAUAAUUUGAUAAUA
This is a messenger RNA of Hevea brasiliensis (rubber tree), 2838 nucleotides long. RefSeq lists its product as uncharacterized. NCBI's taxonomy places the organism in Eukaryota, Viridiplantae, Streptophyta, Magnoliopsida, Malpighiales, Euphorbiaceae. Bases 692 to 1210 code for a protein of 172 amino acids. The transcript has 2 exons. The record is from RefSeq and is a predicted model, not a curated record. Gene Ontology annotation, molecular function: RNA-DNA hybrid ribonuclease activity; nucleic acid binding.